AUGGUGGUGGCCGCCGCACGCACAAAGCGCAGGGCGCGGGCACCGCCGGGGGCGGGCGGCACCGCGGCUCCCGCCGGAUCGCAAGCAGCACCGGCACCGGCGCCGGGAGGUGACACGGGCGGCGGGCGGCUCGCAGCAGCUCAGCGCGGCGCAGCUCGGCUCGGCUCGGCACCGCCCCCGCCCCGCGGGCGCUGCCCUCCCCCGGGAGCCACCGCCCGCCGGGGCCGCCCCCCACACGCGGCCGAGCGUCCCCCGCGCCGCCGCCCGGCCCCUCCCGGGAUGGGGGUGCCCCCGCCCCCGGUACCUCGCGGGCGGGGCCGGGCCCUACGACAGCGGGGCGGGAGCUUGCGCGGGUUGACGGGCGGAGGGGGCCGGGGCCGCGGAGGGGCGGUCAUGCUGGGGCUGCCCCGGGGCCGUGCCGCGCUCUCCCGGCUCAUUGUUCGAGAAGGGCAGCGGCGGCCGGGGCGGCCCCGGCGGGAGGGGCGGGCGCUGCGGCGGGAGGGGGUCAGCCGGGCGGCGGGGGAAAGCCGCACCUUCCUCCGCACGGGCAGGGGUUUGGCGGCAGAGCUGCAUCUUCCCCCUGUGGGGGAGUGUGUGGGGCCGGCGGCGGCGGGGCAUCUUCCCCCGCGCCGGCCGGAGGCGGGUGGGGUGCGCGUAGAUGGGGCGCUGGCGUUGCGCCUUCCCCCGCUAUGGUGUGGCGGGGCCGGGGGACCGCGCUGCACCUUCAGGGCCCUGUGCUGGAGAAGUUCAAAGCGGCACGGGAGGGCGGGAGGUGCGUGGGCUGGGGCCGGGCCGGCAUCCUCCUCGCCUUGUCCCCGUGUCCCUGGCCUGCCGAGCGCGGGGAGCGCCGCGGGGCUUCGGCAUCGGGACCCCGGCAGGUCUGGCCGGGGGUGCGAGGGUUCUUUGUGGCCGUUCCGGAAAGUUGAAGACAUGGUCCUUUAUUCAGCCCUUCCUCGUGAGCCGGGGCGGUGGGACUCCCGCAGCUAUACAGUGUGGAAGCGCCGCAGCCGGCUUUGGCUUUUUAAGAUUAGGCUCCGUUAA
Lepidothrix coronata (blue-crowned manakin) is the source of this 1041-nucleotide messenger RNA. RefSeq names its product atherin-like. Bases 1 to 1041 code for a protein of 346 amino acids. The transcript has a single exon. NCBI's taxonomy places the organism in Eukaryota, Metazoa, Chordata, Aves, Passeriformes, Pipridae. The record is from RefSeq and is a predicted model, not a curated record.